Pedinophyceae sp. YPF-701 is the source of this 1353-nucleotide messenger RNA. The record is from the annotation of a GenBank genome assembly. NCBI's taxonomy places the organism in Eukaryota, Viridiplantae, Chlorophyta, Pedinophyceae.
AUGGCGAUGCGUCGUGCCGCGAAGGCGGCCGAGCAGGCCGUGCCUCAGGUGCUGCGAUGCGUGACGUCGUCGGGCGCGCGCGCGGCGGGCGGCGCGGUGCCGAUGGUGGACGAGAUGAUCGCGAUGGUCCGCAGCGCAGAAAUGCGGGGGCAGCCUGCGGCGGGAAUGGACAUCCUGCGGAGCGGUUUGUCGAUGCCGCAGGUGAAACAGAGCGUCAUUGACGCGGGAAGAAUCACAGUCGCGAUGGCGGAGGUCGCGAGCGACUCCGGCGACGACGGCGCUGCGGCCACGCUUGCUGAGGACGCACUGGCGCAGCUGGCCAAGGGCGGCGGCUGGUCCUUCGAACUCGCCCUCCAGGCCACGCACGUCGGCACUCUGUCCCUGCUGCGGCAAGGCAAGGACGAAGCGGCGCAGCAGCUCGCGCAGGCCGCGUGUGAGCGGGCGCCGACGCCCAAGUCGGGUUCGGACCUGGACGCAGUGCGCCGCACUGGGCUGUCCGCGGCGAAGCGAUUCCUCGCGCACACGCGGCUGUGCUGCGGAGACUUCGACGGUGCUGGGAAGGCCGCGGACGAGGCGGAGGAGAUGGAUCGCGGGCUUGGAUCGAUCAGCGGGGCGGACGCGGACACGCGCCUGCUGUGUCCCGCCGCGCUGCUGCGGGCCGGCACGGUGCUGGGCGUCCUGGAGCGCGGGGACGACGCGAAGCGCAUGCUGCAGUGCGCGGGGGAUCUGGCAACGGUCGGGGCGCGCGGAGCGGACUCCCCCGGGGGUGUCAACGACGCGAGGGCCGCGGUGCUGAACCACCCUGUGGCGCUGCAGCUGGUGUCCGCGGAUGCGCACGCGCAGCUCGCGCAGGCGCAGCUGCGCGCGCGCGCGUGGAGCGACGCCGAGAAGAGCCUCGAGAGCGCGCUGUCGGCUGCGGAGGCGCUUCCAAAGGGCACAGUGCAUGACGUUGCUGUCGGCACCGUCCUGAUGCUCACGGCGUCGGCGUACGUCAACACGGCGCGGUUCGCCAUGGCAGAAGGCCUCUUCGUCGAGGCGGGCAAGAUGAUCGGGGUGCCUCUGCUGGACUUCAUGUCCCUGGAUGCCAACACGGCGACGGCGCGCGCCAAGUGCCACGGAACGACCGUCGCGCACCUUCUGUGGAGGUUCGGGGAGAUGGUCAACAUGGUGGAGAAUCGGCGCCACCAGGGAAAGAAGCUGCAGGGCGUGGCUGCCGAUGUCUGGAAGAAGCACGCGGCGACCCACAACGACCCAGGCGCGGUGCUCGGGAACCUCAAGGACGGCACGGGCGCAGCGCACGUCAUCAACCUCUCGAUCGGCCGCGUCCUGUUCCGGCCGCGGCGCAGCGAGUGA